Xiphias gladius (swordfish) is the source of this 5092-nucleotide messenger RNA. RefSeq names its product zinc finger protein 148 (gene znf148). The record is from RefSeq and is a predicted model, not a curated record. The transcript is spliced from 7 exons. Gene Ontology annotation, molecular function: RNA polymerase II cis-regulatory region sequence-specific DNA binding; DNA-binding transcription factor activity, RNA polymerase II-specific. NCBI's taxonomy places the organism in Eukaryota, Metazoa, Chordata, Actinopteri, Istiophoriformes, Xiphiidae. Bases 390 to 2834 code for a protein of 814 amino acids. Gene Ontology annotation, biological process: regulation of transcription by RNA polymerase II.
UGCAGCAUAAAUAGUUAGCAUAUCUGUUGUACGCCACUGGGACGCGCGUUAUUGUUCGUCUUAAUAGCGAGCUAGCUAGUUAGCGAACGUUAGCAUAACUAGCAGGCAAUUACACUGUGGCCUAUAGGACAGAGAGGCUGAGGAAGCUGGAGGCGCUAGCGCUGUAGCUGCCUAGUCCUAAUGAUAAGUUUGGUGAAAUGCGCAAACCAAAGUUGUGUUUUGUGCCACGAAUGUCGUUUAAGGCGAGCUAGAAUUUACUGCUGAAUGCUGCGUGUGAGAGGACGCGUCUGUUGCUGUGAAGAUGCGGUGUCAACUGAAUAUGACGGCAACAGAGUCUGAUCAAUGUUUGCAGGGACCUGCUAGCAGCUGCUAGAACUACUCUAUGUAAGAUGAACGCUGAGGACAAGUUGGAGGGUAUGCUGCUGAAGUGCAGCAGUGGAGGAGUAGAUGGAGGAGGCAGAGUCGGGCUGGCCGGCAGAGGAGCACUAGUGGUGAUGACCCUGGGGGACCGAUCAUUGGCGAACCACCCUCUCCUAGCCGAGGAUGAUGACGACGAAGACGAUGAUGAGGACUUGACUGGGAGCUCGCUGGUUACUCAUGACCUGGUCCCUCCGGAGCAGCUGAUGAUGCAGGAGGAGAUGACAAAGAAUGGUCGAGGAGGAGAAGAGGAGGGAGGAGGAGGAGAGGUGGGAGUGCAUUUCCCCCUAAAACUCACCAAUAAGUUGCCCUGCUUGCUUCAUAUGCCAUUGAGCAUCAAGCAGGAACUGAAGCUGUCUGAGCCAGCAGUCCAGAUAAAGAAGGACAAAAAAGCAGUUAAGGACCUGAUGGUGUGUCCCAAGAAGAAGAAAAGGAAGCAGCGCUCACCAGCAAAGAUUCUCAGCAUCAAUGAUGACGGAUCAUUGGGCAUUCAGAAUCCAAAGUGUCACAUCUGUGUUCACUGUAAUGCUGCAUUCAGAACCAACUAUCAUCUGCAGAGGCAUGUCUUCAUUCACACCGGUGAGAAACCAUUUCAGUGCAGCCAGUGUGACAUGCGCUUCAUUCAGAAAUAUCUUCUCCAGAGACAUGAGAAGAUCCAUACUGGUGAAAAGCCUUUUCGCUGUGAUGAGUGCGGGAUGAGGUUCAUCCAGAAGUAUCACAUGGAGAGACACAAGAGAACUCACAGUGGAGAGAAGCCCUACCAAUGUGACCACUGUCACCAGUACUUCUCCAGAACAGACCGGGUUUUAAAGCACAGACGAAUGUGUCACGAGAACAGAGAGAGAAAGACCAACAAGGCUGCUGGUAAAGUUGGACCUUUGCGUGAAGCAGAUUCUUUAGGUCUCCCCUUUCUUGCCAAAGAGUGCUCACUGCCCAAGAAAAAGCGGCAAAAGUGUGCAGACAAGAGUUCAGGCGCUUCCACCGCUGCCCAGACAGAAGGGCACAGUGUCCCUGUUGUAGAAACAGAGGAGAAAGACGAGCAGAGACAGAAUAAAAUUGAAGGUUUACCUCUCUAUGCUGUGCCCUCCAAAGUCAAACAUGAGUAUGUGCUAGCAGACUACUCUGUGGAACUUCCUGAAGAAACGGCUAGCCAGCACCAAGAAGAAGUGCCAUCAGAGGAGACGACUCCUCCUAAGCUAGUCCUGAAGAAGGUCCCCAAGAGGAGUCUUAAACAGUCCAGUGAACAAACGCCUCCCUGCCUGUCCACUUUGUCUUCCUUUGAGGAAAAUACUAAGGUCACACAAUACACCUUUGAAAUCGUGGACAAGCAAGGCCUGUUAGAAGUAGAAAGCAACACUGAACUUGAGUCAGUUGAAACUCUUCAGGGAGGACCAACAAAGCCAGCAACCAGCAGCACAAACUACGACGACGCCAUGCAGUUUCUCAAGAAGAAACGUUACCUUCAGGCUGCAAUGGCCACCAACAGUCGGGAUUAUGGCCUGAACACGAGCAGCAUCUCUUCUCAGCCGCCUGUCACACCAACUGUUGUGUCAGCCGUCAUUGACGAAACUGUCCCUGCCACCAUUCUGGAGCCCCAGCCAAUCAGCACAGAGAUUAAGGCAACUCAUGACAAGAAUGUGCUGCCAGAUGAGGUUCUUCAGACACUGUUGGAUCACUACUCCAACAAAGCUAAUGGGCAAUCAGACAUUUCUUUUAGCGUGGCUGACACAGAGGUGACGUCAAGCAUAUCCAUUAAUUCCUCUGAUGUUUCAGACAGCAGCCCCGUGGAGAGUCUCGGAGCCUCUAGCGCCCAGGCUCAACCAGCUACUGAGAAGGUCAGCCUCUUGCAAGAAUACUCCAAGUUUCUCCAGCAAGCACUGGAGAGGACCAGCCAGAACGACAGCUACCUGACCAGCCAGAGCCUCAGCUUGGUCUCCGAAAACCCCACAUUAGCCGGACAGCCUCUGUUCUCCACAGAGAAACAGUUUCCUUCCCCCAGCAGGUUCAAAUCAGGGAUGAGCUCUCCGCUAAGGUCCACUUUAGAGAAACCUCACUUUGGAUUACUGGUCGGGGACUCCCAGCACUCGUUUUCAUUUUCAGGUGAUGACACCACCCCUCCCUCCGCAGUGUCCCCAGCUGAGGAGGACUUUCUGGAGCAGGUCUCACCCUCCAAAAAGACAGACUCUUCACAGGGAAUACUGCAGACUUUUCAAAUAAGCUCCUUUGAUCAAAACUUCAAAUCUCAUUUCCAGACAUCGAGAUCUGGAUCCUCCUCACAGUUUACUGUUGCCAACGGACAAGUAAAUCUUCGAGGACACAGCACAGACUUCUCAGAGUUCCCCUUAGUCAGAGUCACUGAGACCAGGUCUCAACUGAACUCCUCCCCUGACGUUUCAUCCAGUGAAACCUUUGGCUGAGGGGAAGGGGGUCAGAAUUCAAUUCUGUUAAUAAUUUCAGCUGCACUUUAUCUCAUGUCUCCUGUUUUGCCAAAACAAGUCUCAUUGCAAGUAUGUGCUCUUUUUCAAAGCAUUUUGUUAGAAAACAUAUUCAUGUUCUGUUUUUUGUUAAGUUCAAACUCUUAGAAUGGAAAAACUGAAAAUUGUUAAUCAUAAUUAGCAAUUCCCCUUUAAAAAACAAAUGGGUAUAUAUCUUGCUCCAGAAUGUACAUUACGAUUAAGGUGACCAAAGUCUAAAGCAAGAGAUAGAGUGAUAUAUUCUCUCAUAUCAUUGCCAUAGUUUAUUUUGAAUGUUUUUGUCAAUCAGUUUGCCUUUCUCAAAAGAUGAUUAAAUCACUCUUGCUGCUUCAUGCAAUAUUUCCACUUAUUAAAAUGUAGGCCCUAUUUAUGUAUGCCUUUCUGCUCUUUCUGUAGCUAUCUCCCCUUGCUGUUUAUCUGGUUAAAUUUAAAUUCCCUCUAAGAACCUUGUUAUCCCAGCUGGGUAACUCUCGUUAAAUUUCUCACUGAAAUGAAAUGGUUAGAUCAGAACUGAUUCUUCACUGUAUGUUGAAGUCACUUAAAUCUCAUCUGAAAGGGGUGUUUCUACAAGAUAUGGUUAAUGAAUGCUACAGAAAAGACUUAACGGAUGGUGUUUGUGUGAUCUGGAAUCUAGUUUAUUUCCCAUUUAGAAAUGGGCCUAAUGUGCUUGCUGUGUGGCCAAAAAAAGAAAUUACAGUUCUCCUUCAUAAAUAGUUUAAAAUUGUGUGGGUUAAUGUAUUCCCUUCGUGACUGGAUUUCUUGGCACUGAUUUUACAAAUGUGACUCUAGUGCAGUAUAGGCUGUGCAAUAAAAAGGCUGGGCUGUAUUAGAUUUAAAAGAUUUAAAAGUUUUUCUCCCCCACAAAAGAUUUGGGUCUCGAAUAGCUGCACACAUGUAAUGAUUGCAGGAUAAUUCUUAUUUUCUCUUAGUAGUAUAAGUGAGUUGUAACGAAAUUAUUUAACAGGAUUGUGCUUAAUGUUUGCACAACUUGCACAUUCUUCACUACAAGCAAUGUAGGACUUGUUUCCACAGUGGAUGAGUUGUGUGUUUCCUUUACUUAAAAGGCAACUUUUUGUUAAAUAAGAUUUCUGACACUGACCACUUAGUGAAAACCCUUGUGUCAGAUCUGGGUUAAAUGAAAUUACAGAUGAUCCUCUUUGCUUUAGUCACUUGUAAUGAUGUAGCUCUUGUAGCUGCAGUUUGAUUGUUCUUCUUGGAGCAUGCACAGGUUUUUGGGGAACAAACAACCAUGUGAUGAGAACCCUUUGUUUUCACUGAAGGUCAAAGUUUUAAUGACAAUAUAUGUAUAGAAAUCUACAAUACACAUCGAUAUAGGGUGCUUGGUUUUCCAAUUUCAUUAAUUUUUCAUCUGUGCCUUUCUUUCUUUAUAAUUCCAGCCUUUCCUAUACUCAUUCCUUUAUAUGUGUUUCUUUUUACUCAGCCAAUGCUCUAAGGCUAGUAAUUCAACUUGCACAAUAACAACAAACACAUAAGCUAUCAACCUGUUCAGUCUGUAAUAUGUUGAGAUCUGGGAACUUUCAUCUGACUUUGCCCAUCAUAUUUGAUCAUUUUAGAAUUUAAGCAAGAUAUUGCACCAAUUUUAAUUCUCACACCAUUAUCUGUUACUGUGCAUUUUCAUGUGCUGUGCUGCAGUAUGUCUAUAUAAGUACAGAAUCAUGUUUUAGAUAUUUGUAGUUUUGAUAAUGAUCCCCUAUUUGCUAGAGUUCAGUAGUAAGCCACAUCUGUCUAGGCCUAGUUGAAACCAUGCAGUUUUAAAUGGUUGAGUGAGGCCUCCUCUGUACUUUAUCACACUGUUGACUGUUUUCCUUGUGUACAUGUAUGUGUAUCGUUUUAGGUGCUAUUGUGUUGAACACUGUUUUUAUCUGCGCCAUCAAGUUUAGGUUUCCUCCCCCCAAGCUCCCUCUUGUUACAUUUGUACUGACAAUCAGGGACAGACAGCACCCACAUUAAUCAUCAAAUACUUUAUUUUUCCUCAUUGAACAUUCCCUCUAGAAUGUAUAGACAAUAUUCUGCUGUAAAUACAUUGUAUAUUUUUAUGUUCUGAGAAGUACUGUUAGAGACAAGGCUUGUGCAAGAGACACUUUUGUCAGCUGAAGACACAUUGGUUUUCCAGCAUUUAUUAGAUUCAACAAUGAAACCUUUUCACUUGCUGAAAAGAUGUGGGUGUCCGAGCUGUUUGU